UAUGCAUCCACAUUUCCACAGCUAGCUCACCGUGUCGACCAUGGGAUGUCACGACGGGCAGCUCAUGACGAUGCCACCGGAUCUUGAACGUGCCACGAGUGCAAUCGUGCUAUGUACUGGCAAGCACGAUCGUUCAGUUCCAUUAGCUGGGGAUUCGUGCUGUCGCCAGGCUGAGACAUCGACCAUGUCCGAGUGUUCACUGCAACUGUCGCCGCCAUCCAAACCAGCGUCCCAGCUGUCGCUCAUGCUAUUCGUGUUCACUGGCAUCAUGGCAUCGUUCACAAUCAACGGCAUGGCGUUGGAAAGCCUGACAAACGUUCAUGCGAUUGGCGAGCAAUCUCUUACGAUGAUCACAGCGUUCCUGUACGCCGUCGUGGCCAUCGGACUCAAGAAGGUCUCCCAAGAACCAAAGUCCACUCUGCCAGCCAAACACUACAUUUUCCUGUCUGUGUUGAGCUACACAUCCACCUUGGCUUCGGUCCUUGCCCUUAGGUAUGUGUCGUUCAUCACACGAAUCUUGGGCAAGUCGUGCAAGUCCAUCCCUGUCAUGUUGCUGGGGGUUGUACUCGGCAAACGGUACGCAGUUAAAAAGUACGUGUCCGUGGUAUUCCUGUCCUUGGGGGUGGCUGUGUUUCUCGUUGGUUCGGCCCACCACAGUCCAGCCGCCACCCUCCAUUCCGCAUCGACCGCACAAGACAUCCAGCCUCCUCGCCCCGUGGACGCCGACCCCACCGACCUCGCCAUUGGCAUGGCGCUCUUGGUGGUGUCUCUACUUUGCGACGGCGCGACGGGGGCGCUCGAAGACAAGUACAUGCACGAUUAUGCAGUGGGAACAUUCGACCUGAUGUUUCAGCUCAGCGGGUACAAGGCGCUGUGGGCGGCUGUGGGCGUGGUCGCGUCGGGGGAGCUGCCCGACGUCAUGUCGACGGUGACGGUAUCCAUUAUGCCGCUGCUCGCGCUGAGUCUCAGUGGGGCCAUUGGUCAAGCCUUCCUGUUCUUCAGCAUCAACAAAUUCGGUGCGCUUACCACAGCGAUCGUUGGCACCGUGCGCAAAGUGCUCAGUGUGGCGUUGUCCGUCGUGUUAUUCCACCACGUUUUGAGUGGAAUUCAGUUGGUGGGGCUCGCAGUGGUGUUUGGCGCCAUUGGAUUGAACUGGGUUCGGUUCGAUGUUGGCGCAUGGGCGAAGUAUGUCUCUUGUCGCCGUGCUGGUCGCCCAGAAGGGCAUGACGCUGCGGGCCAAGACGAGGUCGAGAUGGUGCUGCUCAUGCCGCCAUCCAACACGGAAAGCCGUCCCUGCGAAACGACAUUGGAAUGCGACGAUGGGGUCAAUAUGAAUGGAGGAGUGGGUAAUGUCAAGGCCAUGCAAGCCCUGGUGCGAUGGGAUCAAGCGUCUGCCACCGCGACUCGAUCGUGCAGCUCUACCACGGCAGUGUAACUGUAAUUCAAAGACAAAACAUUAAACAACCUGACAUUCACAAGGGUACACUGGCACUCGAAUAUCAAGAAGCGCUGGUUUGGCUGAAAUGGUAGUUUUUUACAGUCAAAACAAUUCCAUCAUCAGACUUGGCCCUUCGUAAUUACAUGGGUCAAUAUAAUAUAUA
This is a messenger RNA of Aphanomyces astaci, 1601 nucleotides long. RefSeq lists its product as hypothetical. The transcript has a single exon. Gene Ontology annotation, biological process: UDP-galactose transmembrane transport. Bases 41 to 1435 code for a protein of 464 amino acids. Lineage: Eukaryota; Oomycota; Saprolegniomycetes; Saprolegniales; Verrucalvaceae. The record is from RefSeq and is a predicted model, not a curated record. Gene Ontology annotation, cellular component: Golgi membrane; endoplasmic reticulum membrane. Gene Ontology annotation, molecular function: UDP-glucose transmembrane transporter activity; UDP-galactose transmembrane transporter activity.